Messenger RNA from Knipowitschia caucasica, 237 nucleotides. The record is from the annotation of a GenBank genome assembly. Lineage: Eukaryota; Metazoa; Chordata; Actinopteri; Gobiiformes; Gobiidae.
AUGUGUUGGUCCUGUGUGGUGUUAGCGGAGGAGCAGGUGGGGGGAGUCCUGGGGCUAAUGGGUCAAGCACAGUCUCGCGCUGCUGCCUCCACCCUCCCUCUCCUCCAGACGCUUCCUCCUCGCACAAAGCCAGAGCCGGCCAUGCGUUUCUGUCUAGACAUCUCCAGUGUGUCCAGAGUCCUCCGCUGUCCUCCGCUCACGUCCUUUGUCCCGUGGAGGUGGCGUCCCGCUGGGUAG